CGAAACGCUCCAGUGAGAGUUGGAGGUCUUUCAUACAUAAUUAACCAUAUUCAGAAAGAUGUUCAGGUUCUAGAACAAUGGGAUGACUUAGUUAUCUAUUCAACAAUCAAAUGUCAUGGAUUUUGGAAUUAACUGGAAAUCUGAAAAUGAUGCUCUAUAAUCAACCACUUGAAAGAGGAGAGAGGUUCACAUACCUAGGGGUUUGGUUUAAUGAUCACAUUUCAUGGAAACAGCGGUCACUGUAGUAUAGGAAUUUAUAUCCCAGAAUUUAAAAGAAAGUAUGAAUUUAGAAAAACUAAUUAUUUAUCUGUUUACGUGAUAUUAAGUGAAAUGGUUGGAAAUAAAACCCCUUAAAUCAAUUAUAUGUACAGACUCCAUCUGCAAACUCUUGCAAAGUUUUGAGGGGACAUCCUCUCGAGAUGACCUCAUACUAGAAAUAAAAUACCUGUUAGAAAAUAUUAGAAGCCUAGGGAUCAUAGCUCGGUUUUGCUGGGUCCCAGCACAUAUUGGAAUAAAGGGGAAUGAAAUGGCUGAUAAAGUAGAAAAAAAUUGGAAAAAGAACAUAUAGGCAUUAAGGUUCCAUUAGGAAAAGGUGAAGCUAAAAGUUUAAUAAAGAUCGAGACCAUGCAAAGGUGGCAAGGUGAAUGGGAAUCUGACCCUAAAGCUGGACAAUACCAUAAAAUACAACGCCAGGUAGGAGGGAAAAGAGUCUCCACAUUGGUCUUUGACAGAAGAGAGGAAGUGGUACCAGACUAAGACUAGGUCGUACAGGUCUUAAUUCCACACUUAAGAUGAUAGGAAAAGGUGAUGGAUUCUGUACUGAAUGUAAAGCUAAAGAAGAUGUUGUUCAGACAUAUUCUUUUUAACUGUAAGAAAAAUAAUAAGUUCAGAAUGAAAUGUCAAGAGGUCGAAGCUGAAAAUGAGAGGCUUAUAAAUGAUAUUCUAGAGGAACAAGGGAUGCAUCGAGACAGAAUCAAAGCUUUUGUUAUAUUUCCGAAUGAUUCAGGUCUAAUGAAAAUAAGUUAUUUAUUUUUUUAACAAUAGUCUAGCCAUGCCAUAAGUCAAUUUACACGCUUCUGUAUAGUAGGUGGCGGUAUACGCUACUAUCGCGGUAACCCGCCAAAUAGAAGAAGGAGAAGAAAUAGAGAUGCUUCACCUGGGAGGCCUCCUCUUCAGGGCGCUGAUUGUCUGGAUUGAUUUCAGGUGUGGAGCCACACACCACGCUUCAGGGCUGCUGUGUUUCUGCUUGCUCGAGCGAAAAAGGAGCAUCCAUCGUGCAUCGGCAGGAGUGGAGACAAGCUGCUCUUCCCCAUGUCGACGGCGGUCUGAACACACCGGCUUGGGAAUGGCUUGCAGACUCACCUGCUCAAAAGUGUUGCGCUUUUUUCGGAGCCUGACCCGAAAGAAGCCUCUGAAGCCCGAGGGUGAGGUGUCCAACUUCUGCUGUUGCUUGACCACCUUAGACCUGGUUGGCCUGGGCAUCGGCAGCACGCUUGGAGCCAGCGUCUACGUACUAUCUGGAGAGGUGGCCAGGAAAGUGGCCGGCCCCAGCAUCAUCAUCUCCUUCCUGGUUGCGGGGGUGGCCUCCAUCUUUGCCGGGUUAUGUUACUCAGAGUUUGGGGCCCGGGUGCCCAAGACUGGCUCAGCUUACCUCUAUAGCUAUGUGACUGUGGGGGAGGUGUGGGCCUUUGUGGCUGGCUGGAACCUGCUGCUGUCCUAUGUCAUUGGGACAUCUAGUGUGGCCAAAGCCUGGACGGGGACUUUUGAUGACCUUAUAGACAACAAUAUUUCUCAAACUCUAGAAGACCAUACACCAAUGGAGUCGCUUGGCUUGGCUUCAUACCCAGACUUUUUUGCUGCUGGGCUGAUUAUGUUGCUUGCUGGGGUUCUUGCUCAUGGUGUGAAGGAGUCAGCCGUCAUCAACACAGUUUUUACUGCAAUCAAUGUAUUGGUUUUAAUUUUUAUCAUCAUCGCUGGCUUUAUAAAAGGAGACCUCAACAACUGGCGCAGCAGUCGGGAGGUGAUCCUGGAUGCAAUUCUUCUCAUGGAGAACUUUACAACUGCACAAAAUGAAACCAUGGACUUUGGUGUUGGUGGCUUCUUCCCCUUCGGCUUUGAUGGCACAUUAGAAGGAGCAGCAACCUGUUUCUAUGCAUUUGUGGGAUUUGACUGCAUCGCCACAACAGGGGAGGAGGUGAACAACCCACAAAAAGCCAUUCCUCUUGCAAUCGUGGCGUCACUGCUCAUCUGUUUCUUGGCCUAUUUCGGCGUAUCAGCCGCUCUCACACUUAUGAUGCCCUACUAUCUGCUCGACGGCCACAGCCCUCUACCUGUGGCCUUUGAGUAUAUUGGUUGGGAGCCUGCAAAGUACGUUGUGGCAGUGGGAUCCCUCUGUGCACUCUCGACAAGUCUCUUGGGAAUGAUGUUUCCAAUGCCGCGGGUGCUCUUUGCCAUGGCGAGAGACGGCUUGCUCUUCAAGCCUCUCUGUUAUAUGAGCUCCAGACAAAGUCCCGUCGUUGCCACGCUGUCUUCAGGAGCAGUGGCUGCUGUCAUGGUUCUGUUAUUUGACUUGAAGGCGCUUGUUGACAUGAGUUCAAUUGGGACCAUCUUUGCCUACACCCUUGUUGCAGUGUGUAUUCUCGUACUAAGGUACAAAGAAGGCCCCGGUCUUGUUCGUAGGCAGGAACUAUUUAGUUUGACGGGUCUGUUGAGGCCUCCAUCUCAACCCACUCACCGCACCUCUAAAAAUGUCAAUAUAGUCCUCAUCAUCAUUUUGUUGCUGGUGAUGGCCUUAAGCGUGCUGCUGUCAGAGGCUGUGCCCUCCCUUCGCAGAAGAGAGUUGUGGAGCAUGCUGCUCGUCUCUGUCCUCACGCUGACACUGGUCCUCGCCGUCAUUAUCAUCUGGAGACAGCCACAGAGCACAAACAAAGCGGCUUUUAUGGUUCCUGGUGUACCCAUAAUUCCAGUUUUAAGUAUCCUAAUGAAUACCUACCUGAUGGUUCAGCUUGGAGGAGAAACAUGGACCAGCUAUGCUAUCUGGAUGGCGUUAGGUCUGAUCAUCUAUUUUGGCUACGGGGUUCGUAAUAGCGUCCAAAAGCAAAGGCUGCGGGAGGCUCGUAUCCAACUAAAUACCGCUGUAAACGGUGACGUUGUGCGUUGAAUUGUGUUGCUGUCCACGUGCAUGGAACAACCUGAUCAAAGAAAUAUAGUUGAGGUCAUUUAGGAAUAACCUCGAUACCUAUUUUAGUAUUUUGAGUAUUCUGCCAGUUGAAUCAACUUUUUUUUCAUGGAUGAAUGUUUAUGCCAACUGCUUUUGUUAAAAGUAUUCUAUCAGUAUUGUAUAUAUUGUACCUGUAAUACAAGUGUCAUAUUAUCCAUUAUGACUAAUCAGUCUUUCAAGACUCUAAUCUUGGAUAUUUUUGUUUAACUUCUCGGUUUUGAAACUGACAAUUAAAAAAAAGUAUCUGUAUUGUAUGAAAAAUAAUAAAUUUGUAGAAAACA
Gasterosteus aculeatus aculeatus (three-spined stickleback) is the source of this 3501-nucleotide messenger RNA. Its product is annotated as cationic amino acid transporter 2. Gene Ontology annotation, molecular function: L-ornithine transmembrane transporter activity; L-arginine transmembrane transporter activity; L-lysine transmembrane transporter activity. Gene Ontology annotation, cellular component: plasma membrane. NCBI's taxonomy places the organism in Eukaryota, Metazoa, Chordata, Actinopteri, Perciformes, Gasterosteidae. Gene Ontology annotation, biological process: L-ornithine transmembrane transport; L-arginine import across plasma membrane. The record is from RefSeq and is a predicted model, not a curated record.